AACAAAUAUUUCGUGAUUUCCCAGCAGGCUGGUUAGAAUUACUUUCCCCACAUUCAUUCAAUCACUUCAUCUAUCGAUAUCUGUCUUUUCGUCGUAUCACAAAUAGCCCGUCAUCCCAUGCCCUUGCUAGAAGAGAAGAAAUGGCUCCAUCUGCAAACAGCGCCUUGAAUUCAGUAGGGCACAGCCCUCCUCGUGCCCCACCAAUUUCCGCGAACAUUGACGCCGACCUUCGCCGCCACGACUGCCUGCGCAAGUCUCCCUGUAUAUUCUAUGGUAUCCCAAUAGACGAGAAAGCUACCGUCGCAGAACUGCAUGCUUCACUAGACAGCGCAGCGGAUAAGCGGGGCGGACUGAGCGUGGUGGAGGAAAUUCCGGAGGACGCGGCAGAAUCCAGGAGGAAAACAAAUGAGAGGGUUCAGGAAGCGGAUGCCGCAGUUCGGGGCGUAGCAUCAGUAGGGGGUAAAGAUGCAAGUGGAAAGGAACCAGCGAGUGGGAGUGUUAAAGAGGGGGGGAAGGGGAAAGGGAAAAAACAGGCCGAGAAGGAUCGGGACGUUCUCAAAGUCGUCAAGUCCGGACCGAAAGUCGGGAAGAAGGCUGUCAAGAAGGUUAUCACGAAAAGCACUGGCUCCAAAACAGUCAAAGUUUGCAAGAAGAAAGUUCCGAAAACCGAAGUUGCACCUCCGCCACCUCCCCCGCCCGAGGAGAUUCCAGAUCUAGACCCUUACGAGGGCGAGCCGAUGAUGUGGCCGAUGGAGAUGGAUUUUGACGAAAGCUAUUCUUAAUUCUGGCGCCCUGUCUUCUUUUCUUCUUUUCCUCUUUUCUUCAUUUCUUCAGUUCUAUUCUGCUCUAGUCCCUCUUUUGGAAAUUUAUUCUCCUUUUAAUCGCAUUGCGGUUGAGCGUGGAUUGGACAUAGCAACAAAAAUUCAGUCAUUAUGGAGUUUCUUUUGUCAAGGAUUUGAUUUUUUUGGUUGGUUAAUAGUUGCAUUCAAAUCUCGCACAUAACUUCUUGUGUGAGCUCCUGGUUUAAUAUAAUGUGGUAUUUGAGAU
Molecule: messenger RNA, 1047 nt
Organism: Tuber melanosporum (Perigord truffle)
Lineage: Eukaryota; Fungi; Ascomycota; Pezizomycetes; Pezizales; Tuberaceae
Exons: 2
Coding region: 141-782 (213 amino acids)
Source: RefSeq, a predicted model, not a curated record